Molecule: messenger RNA, 11597 nt
Organism: Biomphalaria glabrata
Lineage: Eukaryota; Metazoa; Mollusca; Gastropoda; Planorbidae
Product: myosin-VIIa-like
Exons: 49
Coding region: 448-6987 (2179 amino acids)
Cellular component (GO): cytoskeleton; myosin complex
Molecular function (GO): ATP binding; protein binding; cytoskeletal motor activity
Source: RefSeq, a predicted model, not a curated record
GAGGGGGGCCAGCCUUCUUGAGUCGAAUGCUAAAUUUGAACGUGGCACAAAUUCUUGUCGAACCAAAACCAGUUUAACAAACUUUUUUUUUUUAAGCCGGUGCGCCUGGUCAAUUCUUUUAAAUGUUUAUUUUUUCUCCGAAGCUGUGUGUGCUCCCGUCGUAUGGGUGUGUAACGGUGUGACAUUUUAAUGUGUAGGAAUUCUGGUCUGGCCUUUUUUCUCUCCCCACUCCUGACACUGUAUUUCAAAUGAUGGACAUUUUCUUUCGUGAUUACCUUGAAUACGUGUAAUUAUCUGGAUAUAUUAUAUAUUUAGACUAAGAAGUGUGGAUUUCACCUAGUCAAUGGAGUGAAAAGAUUUUUUUUUUCCUUAUAUAUAACGGAUACAAUUUUCAAAGGUACAUGAUACACUAGCAUUCUCAGGUAGGAGGAGGAUUCCUGACACGCCAUGGUGAUCUUAUCCAAGGGAGAUCACGUAUGGAUAGAACCAGACAAACCCGGGGAGUUCUCUGUCUCCCUUGGGGCCAAAGUGGUGACCUCAGACUCUGGCAGGAUACGGCUGCUGGACGACGAUGGUCAGGAACACUGGGUGGAUGGGUCGCAGGUGCUGCGUCACAUGCACAGCACCUCUGUGGAAGGGGUGCAGGACAUGAUCAGCCUGGGAGACUUGAAUGAGUCCGGCAUUCUAAGGAAUCUCUUUAUACGUUAUAUGGAACAUCACAUAUAUACAUACACUGGCUCUAUCCUAGUAGCUGUUAACCCUUAUGAAAUCCUGAACAUCUACACAACAGAACAGAUCCAAUUGUACAGAGAUAAGAAGAUUGGAGAACUUCCACCACACAUCUUUGCCAUUGCUGACAAUGCCUACAGCAGCAUGAAGAGAUACCAGCAUGAUCAGUGUGUUAUUAUCAGCGGUGAAUCUGGUGCAGGCAAAACAGAAAGCACCAAACUCAUCUUACAAUUUUUGGCUGCAGUAUCUGGCCAACAUUCUUGGAUAGAGCAACAAAUCCUGGAAGCUAAUCCUAUCAUGGAAGCUUUUGGUAAUGCAAAGACUAUACGUAAUGAUAACUCUAGUCGGUUCGGCAAAUAUAUAGACAUCCACUUUAAUGACAAGGGAGUGAUAGAGGGAGCAAAAAUAGAGCAAUACCUCCUGGAGAAGUCUCGUAUUGUCAGUCAGAUGCAUGAUGAGCGCAAUUACCAUAUAUUCUACUGUAUGUUAUCUGGCAUGUCUGCAGAGGAAAAGGCCAAGCUGGAACUACAGAAUGCAAUGAACUAUGAAUAUCUUAUACAGGGUGGAAGCAUCACUUGUGAAGGUAGAGAUGAUAAAAAAGACUUCUCUGACAUAAGGGCAGCCAUGAAAGUUUUAAUGUUCAAUGAAACAGACAUUUGGGAGAUUCUGAAAGUCCUGUCUGCCUUGUUGCACCUCGGCAAUGUCAAGUAUAAUGAGAUUGAGUUAGACAACAUUGAAGCGACAGAAAUCCAAGACAUUUCUUACAUCAACAAAGUAGCCAGGCAGUUGGAGGUGAAUUCUCAGGCCCUGAUUGAUGCAUUAACCACAAAGACAAUAUUUGCUAAAGGAGAAAGUGUCACAUAUACUAUGAACAAAGAGCAGUCACUUGAUGUUCGAGAUGCUUUUGUAAAAGGCAUCUAUGGUCGUAUGUUUGUCUGGAUUGUGGAGAAAAUUAACUCUGCCAUUUACAAACCAAAGACAGGAAGUUACCGCAAAUCCAUAGGAGUCCUGGAUAUUUUUGGAUUUGAGAAUUUCGAUAAAAAUAGCUUUGAACAGCUGUGCAUCAACUAUGCCAAUGAGAACCUCCAGCAGUUUUUCGUCAGGCAUAUCUUCAAACUGGAACAGGCUGAGUACAAUUUGGAAGGGAUCAGCUGGCAGCACAUUGCCUUUGUUGACAACCAGGAUGCCUUGGACCUUAUAGCUGCUAAACCCAUGAACAUGUUGGCCCUGAUUGAUGAAGAGAGCAAGUUUCCUAAAGGUACAGAUGAAAGCUUGUUGAACAAACUUCACCAGUAUCAUUCUAGCAACCCAAAUUAUCUGAAACCCAAAGCUGCAGUCAAUCAAACUUUUGGUCUUCAACAUUUUGCUGGAGUUGUCUUUUAUAAUAUUAGAGGUUUCCUGGAAAAAAACAGGGAUACAUUCAGUACAGACCUUGUCCAGUUGAUUCAAGCCUCUAAAAGCAAGUUUAUCAAUACAUUAUUCAGCUCAGAUUUAUCCAUGGGUACAGACACUAGAAAGCAGUCCAGAACACUGGCAUCUCAGUUCAAAAGAUCUUUAGAACAGCUGAUGACUACUCUCAGCUCAUGUCAGCCUUUCUUUGUUCGAUGUAUCAAACCGAAUGAAUACAAGAAACCUUUGCUCUUUGACCGUGAGCUGUGUUGCAAACAACUGAGAUAUUCUGGCAUGAUGGAGACCAUUCGCAUCAGAAGGGCUGGGUAUCCCAUCAGGCAUCAUUUUGCAGAGUUUGUAGACAGAUACAGGCUUCUGGUGGAAGGUAUCAAGCCAUCUCAUAAAGAGGACUGUAAGGCAGCCUCCAACAAAAUCUGCAUGGCUGUUCUGACUAAUGCUGACUACCAGCUGGGAAAAACUAAAGUCUUCCUUAAGGAUGCACAAGAUGCUUAUCUAGAGCAGCAAAGGGAGAUUAUGCUCACCAAGAAGAUCUUAAUCAUACAGAAGAUGGUCAGGUCUUGGCAUUACAGGAGGCGGUUCUUGAAGAUGAGGAAAUGCAUUGUGACUGUACAGUCCACUGUUAGGGCCUAUCAGGACAGAAAGCGUUUCCUUGUGAUGAAGCAAGGAUACAUGCGUCUGCAGGCUAUGAUCAGGUCCAGGAUUCUAACUGCCAGAUUUAAUUUUAUUCGGGGCUGGGCCCUCAAUGUUCAGCGUUUUUGUCGUGGUUAUCUUGUCAGACAGUGGGUACAGAAGAGAAUGAUUGCUAUCAUACAGAUCCAGGCAUCAAUCAGGACAAUCAUUGCUCAGAAGAAACUCAGGAGAUUAAAGAUUGAGUUUGAUAUGAAGAUGGAGGCUGAGAGACUUAGAAUUGAAGAAGAAGCAGCCCUCAAGAAAAAGAUGAAUGCCAAGAAAGCCAAAGAAGAAGCAGAGCGUCACCAUCAGGAACGUCUGAUAGCGAUAGAGCGGGAAGCUGAGGAGAGAGAGCAGCAGAUGAAAAUUGGUGCCUUACAGAAGAGUCGACAGUUUGAGGAUGUGAUCAGGCGACAGAAUGACCCAGUGAAUGAUUCUAAACUGGGGGAAGUUGAUUAUGAUGGAGUGGUUGAUGAUCUAUUUAAUUUCACUGAAGGAGGUCAAAAUAGAUCAGACCAAGCACCUGAUGUCUUUGGAGGUUUAUUGCCAAACAAUUCUCACUCCAAUGGAUACAUCGCCGACAGCACAAUGGAUCUUCCUGCCCUGGUGGAGGAUGACAUGGAUGUUUCUGAGUUCAAGUUUUCAAAGUUUGCUGCUAUGUACUUCCAGGGCAACGCCACACACACACACAUACGUAAAGCUUUGAGGCAGCCUUUGCUGAGUCUCAGCAAUGAAGGAGAUCAGCUGGCUGCUCUGGCUGUGUGGAUAGUUAUACUGAGAUUUAUGUCUGACCUACCAGAGCCAAGGUAUCAUUCUUCAGUUGCUGAUACAAAGGACAGUACUCCAGUGAUGACCAAGAUUUACUCCACUCUGGGUAGAAAGUUCAGCAAAAAAGAUCUGGAGGAAGCAAUGAAGAUGGGAGAAGAAAUGGAGAAAGAAGCUUCCAAUGUUCCUUAUGCUCGAAAUGCUGGCAAGAAAUCCACCCGAAAAAAGAUAGUGUCCCUGACCUUGAAGAAGAGGUCUAAAAUCACAGAGGAUGUAGCCAACAGGCUGCAGCAUGGCUAUGAUGGUGGAGUCAGUGGUGGUGGCAAUGCACUUUUAGAGGACAGACCAAUGUCCAAUUUAGAAAAACUUCAUUUCAUUAUUGGACAUGGCAUCCUGAGACCAGAACUAAGAGAUGAGAUUUACUGUCAGAUCUGUAAACAGUUAACCAACAACAACAACAAUAGUUCCCAUGCUAGAGGUUGGAUCUUGUUGUGUCUCUGCGUUUGCUGUUUCCCUCCGUCUGAAAAGUUGAAACCUUACCUGAUCAAUUUUAUUCGAGGCGGUCCUCCUGGUUAUGCUCCUUAUUGUGAAGACCAUUUGAGAAGGACCAUGAUCAAUGGUGCCAGAAAUCAACCCCCUAGCUGGUUAGAACUUCAGGCCACCAAAUCCAAGAAGCCAGUUAUUUUACCUAUCACUUUCAUGGACAGUAACUCUAAAACACUUUUGGCAGACUCUGCCACCACAGCUAGAGAACUUUGUCAGCAAUUGUCAGAGAAGAUUGGGCUAAAGGAUCAGUUUGGCUUCUCUCUUUACAUUGCCCUUUUUGAUAAAGUGUCGUCACUUGGCAGCGGAGGGGAUCAUGUUAUGGAUGCCAUUUCUCAGUGUGAGCAAUAUGCUAAAGAGCAAGGUGCCCAGGAAAGAAAUGCUCCAUGGAGACUGUUCUUCCGUAAGGAAAUCUUUGCUCCCUGGCAUGAUCCCAGCGAAGAUCAAGUGGCAACUCACCUCAUCUACCAGCAGGUUGUAAGAGGAAUCAAGUUUGGUGAAUACAGAUGUGAUAAAGAUGAAGAUCUAGCCAUGAUCGCUGCACAGCAGUAUUUCAUUGACUAUAAGCUAGAAAUUGACCCCCAGAGGUUACAAAGUCUAUUGUCUUCUUACAUACCCGAUGCAUACAUACAAAAGACAAAUUCAUCAAACUUGUGGGUGAAUGCCAUCAUCAACAAACUGAAGAGCCCAUACUUCCAGAACCCAAGAAUAGAAGCUAUCAAGGUUAAAGAAGAUAUAGUCAGCUAUGCCAAAUACAAGUGGCCAUUGCUGUUUUCAAGAUUCUAUGAAGCAUACAAGUUCUCCGGCCCAAGUUUGCCCAAGAAUGAUGUCAUCAUUGCAGUGAACUGGACAGGAGUCUAUGUGGUGGAUGACCAGGAACAAGUGUUGCUAGAGUUGUCUUUCCCUGAGAUCACUGCAGUCUCAAGCAGCAGGACUGGCAAGAUGCAUGGUCAGAGUUUCACACUGGCUACUGUGAAGGGAGAUGAGUACACAUUUACAUCACCCAAUGCUGAAGAUAUCAGGGAACUGGUGGUCACUUUCCUAGAAGGACUCAAGAAAAGAUCUAAAUAUGUCAUAGCUAUCCAGGACUACAUUUCACCAGAAGACUCUUCAUUCCUGUCCUUCAAGAAAGGUGAUUUGAUCAUCUUGGACCAGGCUUCAAAUGGAGAGCUUGUCUUAAACUCUGGCUGGUGCUUUGGACAAAAUGUCAACAGCAAUAAAAAAGGAGAUUUCCCAGCAGAGUGUGUCUAUGUGCUGCCAACUAUCACAAAGCCUCCACAGGAAAUUUUAAAUCUGUUUGUUCAAUCUGGCAACCUGAAUGACCAAUACCCCAUAGAGGAUGAAGCAGCUCUUGAGAAAUCAGCCUCUUUACAUACGUUAGAACAGUACUCUUAUGACCAUUUUAGGACACCCCCCAAGCGCACAUUGCAGGGAACAUUAAACAGGCAACAGAAGAACAAAGAACUCUGGAGACACUCUAAGGAACCAUUGAAACAACCAUUGCUGAAGAAACUCACUGGAAAAGAGCAGCAGAGUACAGAUGCCUGUGCAUGUUUCAUGGCUAUCCUAAAAUACAUGGGAGACCACCCAAGUAAGAGAAGUCGCAUCGCCAAUGAGUUUACUGACCAGAUAUUUAGCAGCCCCAUUACCAAUGAGAUUUUAAGAGAUGAAAUUUACUGCCAGUUAAUGAAGCAACUUACAGAUAACAAAUCUCCUGUCAGUGAAGAGAGAGGCUGGGAACUGAUGUGGCUGGCCACAGGAUGUUUCCCACCAAGCACCAAUCUUCUCAAAGAACUAACUGCCUUUUUACGCACAAGAGUUCACAUUGGCAUAGCAGCAGAUAGUUUGAACAGGCUGCAGAAAUGUUUGAGGAAUGGUGUCAGAAAGUAUCCUCCACACCAAGUGGAAGUAGAGGCUAUUCAACACAAGACAACCCAGAUAUUACACAAAGUCUACUUCCCUGAUGACUCAGAUGAGGGUUUUGAGGUAGAGUCCAGCACAAGAGCAAAAGAUUUCUGUCAGAAUAUUGCCAACAAACUGGGAUUAAAGUCUGCUGAAGGAUUUAGUUUGUUUGUCAAGAUUGUAGAUAAAGUUAUUAGUGUUCCCGAAGGAGACUUCUUCUUUGACUUUGUACGCCACUUGACAGACUGGAUUCGUAAAGCUAGACCUACUAGAGAAGGUACACAACCCUCCUUUACCUACCAAGUUUUCUUUAUGAAGAAAUUAUGGAUCAAAACUGUACCAGGGAAAGAUGUCCAGGCUGACCUUAUUUUCCAUUACCACCAGGAACUGCCCAAAUAUUUGCGGGGUUACCAUCGCUGUACAAAAGAGGAAGCAGCUCAACUAGGUGCAACCAUCUACAGAGUCAUGAAUGGAGAGGACAAAUCAAACUUGACCAAAAUACCGGAAUUUUUGAAUCGUUUGAUCCCUGGAGACCUUGUGAAAGCUCAAUCAGCUGAAGAUUGGAAGAGGAACAUUAUAGCUUACUACAAUAAAGAUGCUGGGAAGUCUUCAAAUGAUGCCAAGAUUGAUUUCCUGAAACUCAUUUAUAACUGGCCAACUUUUGGUUCAGCAUUUUUCGAUGUCAAGCAAACAACUGAACCCAACUAUCCAGAAAAUCUCCUGAUUGCUAUCAACAAAAAUGGAGUCAAUUUGAUCCAUCCUCAAACUAAGGAAUUACUGGCAACUCAUCCCUUCUCAAAGAUCUCCAACUGGAGCAGCGGCAAUACCUAUUUCCAUAUGACUAUUGGUAAUUUAGUCAAAGGAAGCAAACUGUUGUGUGAAACAUCAAUGGGCUACAAAAUGGAUGACCUGCUGACUUCCUACAUUAGUCUUAUGUUAAACAAUCUCAAUAGACAGAGAAAGCCUUGAGCUGGGACACCUCUCAUUCUACCACUGUACUGAAAGGCAGAUAGAAGGCUUGUUUGUCUUGACAAGUGUCCAACACAAGGGAUGAACAUAUAUAUAGGAUUGUGUAAAUGCAUUGUAAAUUUGAGAAGUACUGCUUUGGGAAGUUGAUUUUCAGUGUACAUGUGUCUGCAUACUUAGAGCCAUCUCAGCAAGUGUCUGUACAUAUUCACUAUAGUACUUACCACUUAUAAAUAGAUAUGAUCAAUAUGUUUCAUUUUUGUGACAAAGGAUAUGGUCUUCUUCCUGUAACCUAUAUGAAUGGAAGAGAUCCACUUCCUGUUAUUGUAUUUGAUUAGUUCGACCAUCAAGGCUCAUGAAAAUUUCAAUCAAAAAUUUAUGAUGUUUAUUUUUUAUAUAAAUAUUAUAAACAGUGUAUUCAAUUUAACAUUCCUUUUAAAAUUAAUAAUUUUAAAAACAUUUUUUUCAAUAUUUCCUAGCAUUAACCAUUCAAUAAUUGGGUAUAGUGUACUCUUGGGGUGAAACUGUACAGCAGUAAUAUAUCAUGAUUCUGAUAUGGGCAAUCUAUAUUUAAUGCAAUAAUCUUAUCAAUUGUGAAAUAAUCUUAUCAAUUGUUUUACAUAAAUCUUUUCUACUUACUCAAUUAAAAUGUUAGACUUUUUGUUACAAGUUAAAAAUAAAUGUUGAUUGUCACAUGAUGAUCCUGGAUUUGUAAUCAACUGCAAUGAAUUAUUUCUACCCCUAAUUUGAUACACAGUCUCUAUUUUCUUAUUCUAACCAUACAUCAUUUAUAUAAAUAUGUACACUGUAUCAAUUGUAACUGAGGAGUUGAAUUGAGGCUCUACUUCUGGUAAAAAGAUGUUAGUUCUAUGUUCUGAGGGCUGAGUGAGAUGGCAGAGGGACUUUAACUCUUUCUCUCUGUAAUUAUUUUCCUCGUUCCGAUAGAAUUAUUCAUUUUGCUUAUUUAUAUUUCACUAUCCUGAUUUGAUUAAACUUCAAUAACUUUUUUGUUUGUUAUCAGAAAAUGUUAUAUUUGGUAUCGAAUUAUAGGGGAAUUCAUGUUUUUUUCUUUAUUUAACAUUGGCAUCGUCAAUUAGGAGAGAAAGAAUUAAAGGAUUAUUUAUUGAUUUAUUUUGUUUAAACAUUCCAGUACAUAGCAGUAGGUUUCAGUUCAAUCUUGAAUAACUUUUUGGGAGGGCUAUUUAUAGAUGACAAGAAUGUUGGUAUAGCAUCUGAAUUGCUGGCAAGUUGGUUGUUAUGUUGCUUACUUUAUUUGUUUUAUUGGUUGGUAGUUAAUUGAAUGAUUCCUGCUCAUUUGUUGGACCAAAGUAGACCAAGUUAACACACUGUUAUAUAUGGCAUUGCUCUGUCUCUUGACCAGCAUCUCUCAUCUAUUUGAUUCAAUGGAACAUUCAACUUCAUGUCUUUAUCUCUCUCAUACUUUUGUUCUACCAACAACCCACCAUGCUUAACAAUCAUAUAGUAGCAUGUUGGUUUUGUUCAUGGUUAGUGAAGUGAAUGAUUGAUUUCAUUUUUUAAUUUGAUUUAUUUUGUUGUUUUUUGUGUUAUAUCUAUGAUAAACAGUAAUGUUAUUUAUAAAAUUGCCAAAUAAUAGUUUGUUAUUGGCGUUGUGGUUAGGUGUGUAGUUAUUUAUCUUUCAGUUUAUUGAUUACCAGUGAAAAGUUGGCAUAUAAUUAGUGACUGUACACAUGGUUGUUUAAUCUAAAUAUUUUCCAGUUAAGCCAAUUAUUCCUUUUGUACUGUAUAAUCUUAUUUAUCAAAGAGUUGUGACAAUCCUAAUGUAGCCAUAUUUUCAAGAAGAAAUGUGUGUCAAUCAAAAUAAAACAAAAAAAAAUUAUAAACCACAAUUUUUUUUUAGAAAGAAUCUUUUUUUUUUUUUAAUAUAUAAUUUUUAAAAGAAAUUUUUUGUUCCAGUUUUGGCCUCUUUGUGUGACAAAACUUGUGUGUGAAUAGUUUGUUUAAUGUACAUGCAAAAAGUUCUAACUGGUACUAACAAGAGAUUAUCAACUUUGUGAAAUCAAGGUUUCCAUAAUAUUUUGUAUGUCAAGGCUGUGAGAAAUUGUUUGUACUGGUACCGGUUUCUAAAUUAAACAGAAAAAAGGUCAUCCCAAUGUUUGCAUUAAAGAAGGUUUGUGCAUUCUGAAUGACUCUGGCAAAUUUUUGUUUGUUUUUGUUUUUUGUCUGUUUUUUAUAGCCACUUCUGUUCAAGUAUUGGGAUAUGAUGUGUGAUGUUUGGGAAGUUGUGCGUCUUGGCUGCAGAUUUGAGGCACCCAGCUACAGAAGCUGAUCUUCCUAAUAGAAAAUCAAAGUUGGAGAAAUAAUCCUGAGUCAAGCCAUUGUGAAUCUAUUGGGUAUUAAAUAUUAAUUAGGACAAUUGUGCUUGCAAAAUCUUGUCUAUCUUUCAUAUCAACUUCUAAGAUCUCAAAAGGAGGAGCUUUUGUUUAUGUUUAUGAUUGAAUUAUUUACACUAUUAGCUGAAGACUUUCUAUUUAUUAUGUUUACAGCUGACUUCACAUAUCCAAUUAGUUUUAUUUCAUGUUAAUUUUUCAAAAGAAUGUAUUUAUAAAACGUUCAAUGUAUAGUUUAUUUACAAUAGUUCAAGUAAGACUUGAAUGACAUUCUUAAUGUAGUAUCAUAAUGUGUUUGUACAAGUUGGUCAUGUACAACUUGGUCAUAUCCUAUCAGUUUUGUAAACCCACUUUAAGUGCAUACACUUUAUACAAUUUAUAUACAAAUACACUUAUAGCAUUUCACUCAUUAAUACAAUUAUAUUUUUAUAUAUAUAUAUAUAUAUAUAAUAUUUACAUAUAUAAUUUUUUGCUGUGCCUUUGUUAGUUCAAGUGGUCUUUAUUUUUAAUAUGGCUGUUUUGUUCUGUUUUUUCAAUCAACUUUUUCUGUAAAUUUCCUUAAUCUACAUGUCAGAUACUCUUCAAAUGUGGACUUUAAAAAAUGCAAACAUUAUGCAAAGUUUUUCCACUUGUACUAUUGUCUGUCUGUAUUUACAAACUUCUUUUGGCCUACAGGGUCAUUGGUUCUGUGUUAAUGACUUUUUGUGUAGGUUUAUUUUUUGUUCCUCCAGCUUUUCUUUUUCUUUGCUUUGUAAGAUUUUUAAUCCACUACUGCCUAACACCUGAGAGAAUUCAAGCUUUUGCUUGUAGUGAUUAAGAGAUUAGGAAUGCUUUGGGUUAAUGUGCUUCUAUAAAUAAAUUACCUGGGUGUGUUGUUAUUGUUCUGUAAAGAAAUUGCCUUUGUUUUGUUAGAGAACAUUUUAUUUCGUAACUGUUAUCCUACCAAUAGGCCUAAACCCUUAGUUAAGAAAUUUGAUCUGAAUGGAUAUAAUAUUCAAAGUAAAGUAGGCCUAAUGUAAAAAUAAUAUGCUGAAAUAGUGGGUCUAAAAAAAAAAAUAUUAAAUUAAAGCACUGGUCACUUUCAUUGUCUUAUAUUUCUUUCAAAAUGUAACCAUACAAGUUCUCAUGGAUUCAUGUUACAAGUUCUCAUGGAUUCAUGUUACAAGUUCUAAUGGAUUCAUGUUACAAGUUCUCAUGGUUUCAUGUUACAAGUUCUAAUGGAUUCAUGUUACAAGUUCUCAUGGUUUCUUGUUACAAGUUCUCAUGGAUUCAUGUUACAAGUUCUCAUGGUUUCAUGUUACAAGUUCUCAUGGAUUCAUGUUACAAGUUCUCAUGGAUUCAUGUUACAAGUUCUCAUGGUUUCAUGUUACAAGUUCUCAUGGAUUCAUGUUACGUACAAUAGAAGCGAUGGAAAAGUGUUGUUUCUUUCUCUUGUUUUUCUUUUUUUAGGGGGGGGGGGGGGGGUUUACACCACCUACAGAAAAAUAUUAGACAUCUGAUGAUAGUAAAGGGAUAAAAUCGUAGUUUUGAAAUUGAAGACCUUACACUUAACUAAGACAUUAAUUUAAACAUGUACAUUAUUUGUUUCUAUUGUGUACCCAUCAUUCCCUUACAAUUAUUCAAUUUGUUAUCUUGUUUUGCUUUUUUGUUAGUUUCUUUAUUCAGACUCAUGCCAUUGAUGAACUUAGGAAAUUCUGUUGAUAGUUUGUUUCUAUCAUUUAAGUAGUUGUUUAUUUACCAGUUCAAAGUUAAGUUUCGACCAAAAGAUCAUUGUAUCUUUUUUUUUUUUGUUCAAUAAUCUUGUACCAAGUCAAGUAACACAUUUGUUUUUCUUAUUUUGCCUACAAAAGUGGACAUACCUUUGUGUGUAGAACAUGUAUACCUUUGUGUGUUCUUUCAGAAGUUGUUGUUUUUUUUCUCCUCUUUCUUCCAGGCCAACUGAAAACAAAAAACAAUGUUCAAAAUUUGCUCAGUUUUUUGUGGUACAACAACUAUUGAGAAGUUGAAUGCAAUUUCAAUGUCAUUGUAUGGAGCCUCUCUGUAUCUGUCUGUAAGCUCAUUUGUCACUGAUGUCACACUUUGUAAAGUAAUCAAUCAUUCAAUCAUUGUCACUGUUGUACUCAUUCUUAAUGGUCUAUUGGGCUCACAUGUCUUCAACUGAUUUCACUCAGUUUUGCAAUAAACUAUGCCACAGAAACAACUUUUCAUUAUGAAAUAUUAAAAAUAUUAAUGAGAAAAAAAAAA